Candoia aspera is the source of this 4770-nucleotide messenger RNA. Its product is annotated as nucleoside diphosphate kinase 6-like. Gene Ontology annotation, molecular function: nucleoside diphosphate kinase activity. Gene Ontology annotation, cellular component: mitochondrion. Bases 29 to 592 code for a protein of 187 amino acids. Lineage: Eukaryota; Metazoa; Chordata; Lepidosauria; Squamata; Candoiidae. Gene Ontology annotation, biological process: negative regulation of mitotic nuclear division; negative regulation of cell growth; UTP biosynthetic process. The transcript is spliced from 5 exons. The record is from RefSeq and is a predicted model, not a curated record.
CGCUUGCCAGGGCGCCCGCCCGGGGAGGAUGAGGCCCUCCUGGCCGGGGCUGCGGCGCGCGCUGCAGCUCACCCUGGCCAUCGCCAAGCCCGACGCGGUGGCGCACCCGCUCGUCCUGGAGGCAGUGCACAAAACCAUUCUGAACCACAAGUUCUUGAUCGUGCGGACAAAGGACCUGCUCUGGAGUAGGGGGGAUAGCCAGCGGUUCUACCAGGAGCACUCAGGGCGCUUUUUCUACCAGAGGCUGGUGGAGUUCAUGUCCAGUGGCCCCAUGAGGGUUUAUAUCCUGGCUCACGAGGAAGCCGUCGCACACUGGAGAUCGCUGAUGGGACCCACCAAGGUGUAUCGUGCCCGGCACACAGCCCCGGAAUCCAUCCGUGGGACUUUGGGCCUCACCGACACCCGGAACACUGUCCAUGGCUCAGACUCUGCAGCCUCAGCCAGCAAGGAAAUCGCUUUCUUCUUCCCAGAAUUCUGCGAAGAGCAGUGGUACCGGCGGGAGGAGCCACAGCUACGAGGAGCGCCAGCUUGCCCUGUGCCUCGCGUGGUCGUCCCUCGCAGCCCUGGGGACAGCUGGACGGAGCAGGGCUAGCCAGCUCCGACUUUGUCCCACGGAUGUCCCCCGGGGCUCGGCCGUGUCCGGCAGGGCAGUCCUCGUUACCUGAGAAUUUAUUAGAGCGUGUGGGCUUUGCCGUCAGAAGAUGCCCUCUUCUUGUGCCAGCGAUUGGGCACGCUCAUGUCCACGUGCCACGUGUGACCUUCGCCGAUGCUCACUUCCCCCACGUGUUUCAGGCGAGGGCAGGGUUUGCAGGCCGGGGGGCAGUCUGCGUUGGGCCUCCUGAAGCGCUCGGGCCCAAGGGUGCCCAGAAAGGGGGACCCUGCCCACGACAGACCCGCCCCCAUCCGGGAAUUGACUUAGUUUACUGGCUUCUGGAGAGAGCCUUUCCCUUUGCAGACUGACGCACUGAACCCGGUUCUGGGGCUGAAGCUGGGCACAGGCUUGCCCCAGGCAGGUAUGAGAUGAAGGGCUCCCCCCACCUUGUGCUUGGGACCCACAGCCUCUCGCAGGUGACGUGGAAGUGGGAUGGAGCCCGCUGCAAAUGCAGCUGGAAACAUUCUCAUUUUGGUCCACGUGCUUCUCAUCGUAGCCGCCCGCUCUUCGGUAUCCGGACCCCAUCGAGGCGCCUCCCUUACCUGCCUCGGUAAUCCUUUUCCAAACGUAUUUGAACAUCCUUCCGUGUUUUCCAGCCUCUCCCCUGGACUCUGAGUGGCACAGAGAAUUGAAAAGGUGAAAUCUCUUGCUCCGCUGGCAUCGUUCUCUUACCGCGUCUUCCGCCUUUGUGUUCCUGGUGCAGCAUUAAGGCCUUCCUAGUUGCCACACUCCCUCGCAGAUGCAGGGCCAGGUCCUUUGGGCUCUCUAGGUCUGGCUGGACUGAAGUUUUCGUUGUUCAUCGCUAUUGCCGUUGCUGCAGGGGGCUUCUGGGGGUUGUAGUUCAGCCCCGUGUCGAGAGUCACAAGGCCACCAUCUCUGCACCCCAGAAAAACAGGAGCCAGACUGAAGAAUGGAAGACUUUUCUGGGAUCAUACCAGACCCAGGCUCGCUCUCUCCUCCCGCCUGUCUCGUGCAGUGACUGCCCCUGCAAGGUCAGCUUCAGCAGGGGUCGAAAGAUCCAGCCCCCAUAUUUGCAGGACACGCAAGCCUGAAUUAGUUUUAUCUUGGCCUGCGUGUCGGGCAAACCCGGCCUGGUUGGUCAGCGUAGGGCUCAGUGGACUGCGUGAACUUGGAAAGCAGGUUACUUCUCUUACCAGGUAAACUGUGUUGUGUGAACACAGCCAUGAAAUCUUUGGCAGCGUCACAAUUGUGUGGCCAGUCUUGGUUUGGGAAUGUGGCUGAAGGGGCUGUGGAGCUGGACGUUGAUGAGGCCUCUCACCACCUGUGUGCCCCCCUCUCUUAGGUUGACCAUCCUGGUUCUCGCCCGGCUCAUGCAGCUGUUCCGGGGGGAACAAGAGAACGGAUGCCUCAAACCCUUUGUAUAGCUGGAUCCAGUGCAGAGGCCUUAGGACAGUGUUUCUCAGCCUUGGCCCCCGGAAGAUGUGUGGCUGCUGGCUGGGGAAUUCUGGGCGUUGAAGUCCACACAUCUUCCGGGUGCCAAGGUUGAGAGAUUCUGCCCUAGAAUCUGGGUUGUCCCAAAAAGGAGGCCAGAAAGUCCCCUCCUUGUGAUCCUCCAAGCAACAUCCUGUCCUUUGGAGAGCUUGGAGUUUGGCCCCUUAUUUUAUAUCUCCCUUUUUUUUGUACGUGUUGAACCCUAGAAAGUUGCUUUUUUCCAAAAAGUGAACAAACCUCAGGGAAGAAUUCACCUGUUCUGGCCUUGACAUUCCCCCUCCCCCCGCCAGUAAAGAUGUAUGACCAGGAUGAGCCCUUUACAGCUGAAAAGGCGGUAAAGAGUUUGCACCCUGAAAAUCAACACAUUAAUUGCAAGGUUUAUGAGUCUGCCUCAUGCCAGCCUUAUGGACUCUGCUGCCUUUUAGAGCCGGAGGUCCAAUAUGGCGCUUGUUUAAUCAGUGGAAGGGCAAUAUCCGCUCUGCGCUGGCCUUCAAGCGGUGGGGCCAAGGCUGGCCCUAGCCUCCCUGUGUCUCCAGACACGAGGGGUUACCCUCCAAAGACAGUGAAGUAGACUCACCUAGAAGUUAUAUCACAGACGAAUCAACAAGGAGUUUUGCUGUGUUAAUUGCAUUAAUCCCCACCUUGGGUAGGAUUUGUCCAAACUUACUUAUCCCAUUGUUAAAUAAGAUAAAAGGUGCCAUGGAAUCUUGAGGGUGACAAAGCAUUAGCAAACUGUCAACGGAAUUGUAAGAUGCGACAGGGGCAUCUGCCGGGGGAAUUAAGAAAUGCCCAGAUGGCCAUCAGGACCGCCCAGUCAAUUCCCCACCUGUUUUUUUUUUUUUAAUCAUGCAGGGGAUGGGGCUUCAGUUUUGUGUUUGAAGCCUCCAUCUUGAUUUUUUGAAACACCCCCACCCCCCAAAGUGCAGAGAAGGGUUCCUUUUGUGAAUAGAAGCCCUUCCCAAGUUGGAGGAAGGAAAAGAUGCCAUUCCUGGGUAAGAUGAACCAAAGUAAUGUGAUUUUUACAGAAGGUCACUAACUGACAUACCAAUGAACUAUUUUUUUCUGGAUAAGGCUGGAAAGCAUUAUUGAAGGUAAAUAGCAGAGGUAAGAAAUUAUCUAACUAUUGUUUAUCAUGUUUAAUUAUAAGAUUACACCUUCUAAUUAUACAAUAGAAGUUGUAAUCUUAUAAUUAAGAUUCUAUAGUUAAUUUGUAGUUGAGGUGGUUGGUACCAGUUUAUGAAGGGGAUCAAAGCAAAAUGGAGAAAGAUGCGGGAAGCCAAGUGAAUGAGCUUUGGGGCAAGGAAUAUUCAACCCACGUUGGGAUAGACCAAUCCUAGCUUUCUGUCAAGACUAAACGGGACUGAAACUACCGCUUGGUUCACAAGACAAUACCAUAAUAAUCCAUAAGCUCUUGGGGUUGAGCAUUAUGGCUAACCAGACCCCUAUAGUUUCUUCAACAAAGCAUAAUGAAAAGUUCUAGCAUAGCAAGAUGGAUGAACCCGGCCAGGGAAACGGAUCAUUGACCAGGAUCUAGUGUUGGGAGAGGAAUGUCCCAUGUUGGAGAUGAUACAGGAAGAUACAGAAAUAAAACUGCAAAAUCACACGCAGCUUUACAUCUUGAGCCUGGGUCGGACAAGAGAUGCAGCAGAAAUCCUGACCUAGUGCCUGGAGGCCAUGAGGGGCUGGCUGGGGUGAGACGGACUAUGAAUAAACCCCAACAAAAUGGUUCAGGAGCCUUCUGGUGCCAUGGAUGUUACAACCAUAACCCUUGAGCACUUCUCCGAAGUAGGUGAUGAACAAUUUGGGGGCUCCUCUGGACUCGUGGCUUCUGCUGAACCAUGUGGACUCUGUGGCUGGAACGGCCUGUGGCCAGCUUGGCAGGUUUACCUCUUGUGCCUUUCCCCGAACCGGGAGGCACUGAAGACAGUAACUCGGGCUUUGUCAGCUCAGACUACUGCAGUUCGCUUUGCAAGGAGCUACCCUUGAAGACUACCCAGAAGCUACAACUGGCACAUAACACAGGGGUCUACUUGCUGACCAACACUAGCUGGCUUGGGAGAAUAACAUGUUCUGCAGGAGCUGUUGUACAAUUGAAAGUGCUGGCAAUCCAGCCGUGUACAGCUUGGCCCUUCUUAUGCUUGAGACCAUUUUCAUGUAGAAUCUGCUGACCUACGUGAUCAGAUAGGAAGAAAAUACUCCAGGGACCAACCCUGCAAGAAAUCCAGGCUGGUGGGGGGUUGGGCUAGGACCUUGGGGUUGACUUUCUCAGAAGUAGCUCCCCCCGGAACAACAUGUUCCUGCCUUGAUGAUGUUUUAGAGCAGCGUUUCUCAACCUCAGCAGCUUUAAGAUGGGUGGACUUCAACUCCCAGAAUUCCCCAGCCAGCAUUCUGGGACUUGAAGUCCACCCGUUUUAAAGUUGGUGAGGUUGGGAAACACUUUUAGAAGAAGGGGCAAAUUAUCCUUUUUAAGACAGCUUUUCAAUUCAUGUGAUGGUGGCUACAGCUUUUUAUAGUUUUUUAAUUGCUUGGCUUAUUAAUUUUUUAGAUGCAUUUUGCAAUGUUAUUAAUGUUUUGUCUCAUCUGUUGUAAGCCACCUAGAGGAACUGAUGUCAUCUUGGUUUUGGUAAAUAAAUGAAAAUACUGCCAGGGGGCUUUUUUACAAAUCA